This is a messenger RNA of Haplochromis burtoni (Burton's mouthbrooder), 3780 nucleotides long. RefSeq lists its product as uncharacterized. The record is from RefSeq and is a predicted model, not a curated record. The transcript has 2 exons. The coding region runs from base 1571 to 2245 and encodes 224 amino acids. NCBI's taxonomy places the organism in Eukaryota, Metazoa, Chordata, Actinopteri, Cichliformes, Cichlidae.
GAUCUAUUUCAAAGAAGGUUUUGCUAACAUUGGCUAACAGCAGCUGACAACAUCAAAAAACAGCAGCGCUUUCCAACAGAAAAGUUCAGGAUAUCCUCAAAAUCUCACCUCAGUAUCGCUGUGAUUGGACAUAGGUGAGUGUCACUGACUUAUUAAAAUUUUACACAUUGUAACUUUAGGAUCAUGUAUUAUUAGGAGUGGUAGGUGUCAACUCAUCGUAUCCAAGUCACCAAACUGGACCUCUUGACCAUGUUUGCAAUGUUAGCGCCAUUUGGAAGACACAAUUAGUACAAAAUGAAAGACCCAAGAGGUGAAAUGAAUCAGUUUUCUACCCUAUAAAGUGUUUUAGACUUCAGACAGGAAAUGAUGGAAGGAUGGAUGAAUUAGGGCUAUUUAUAUCUGUGGGCAUAUAAUCCAUUGCAUGGGCGUGGCAUCAUUUCUUACCUCUUUUCUCUGGAUAGCCUUUUGGAAUAUUGCCGCUUUGUGACUAUUUCUGAUUGAAAGUGACAGUCUAAAUGCUGCAAAGAUAUACUUUUGAAGGAUGAUGGCAGAGCUGAAGUGAAAUGAAGCAUAAGCCCUGGGGAUCAAUACACCCCAGAGUGAGUCAACAGGAGACAGACACACACACAAAACUUUCCUUCCUUCCAGAGAGGAAAUGUUCACUCCAUAAAUAUUUGGAGUUUGCUAAUUGAAAGAAUCUGCGCAGCUUAAAUUCUGGGAGGUUCUUUAAACACUGCGCUCAUAUGGAUCCUUUGUAUCUGUCCCCUUGUUCUUUAGUGCCAAGUGAAAUGAGCUGAGGCUGUGGUAAACAGACAGACGCACAUUCGAGGACACAGAUACACACACAGGUUAGAUUUAAUCAGCUAUUGGUAUUGUGUGUUUGAUAGUCCGUUGUUAUCCAACUGAAGACCCUUUGUUUUGCUUUGCCAUCAGUGGCGCAUUAUCCUCGCAUUGUGACUGACAGGCUGGUUACACGCAACACAGCAUAGAUGCGCUCAGAGUAGGCAAAUUCAAGCUGCCCUCUGGGGGAAAGGACUGCUUGAAAUUCUAAAAACAUGUUUGCAUGUGACUGUGUUUGCAUUCAGAAUGAAAAUUUUAUGAACAAAGGUGUGUUUUUUUAUUUUUAUUACUGUAGUACACACAGACACAGACCUGCUAAAGCUUAUGGACACCUAAAGUAGAGUAUGGAGGAGCAGCUGGAGCAGUUACUCUCAGUAGUUAGACAACUAGCUCAUCUUUGUACUACAGGGUGAUGUUGUUGUAAGCCUUUCCACUUAAGAUGCAAGACUUCAGCACAAGCCAUUGUUGAUUAUCAGCAAUGCAUUACAGCAGAGCCAGUUUCACAUGAGUCUGUGUGAAAUGAUAUGUGGCGGGGUUGGAUGAUUUUCUAUGCAGGAAUCUCUCUUUGUGUUAAUAAGUCAUGGUCUCUACAGGCUGGUGUCAGGGUCAGUAGUUAAUUUGUAACCUGUCCCCUAUAAGAGUCUUCACUGUUAUCCAGUUUCCAGCCAGUAUACCUCUGCAUUCACAGCGUGGUCCAGUUUAGAGAAGGGUGGUGGGGAAGUGGGCUGCAAUGAAAACCAAAAAGGGUGGAAAUCCUACACAGGAUCCCAGUGGGAAAACUAAUGACCCAACUCAGAUGACUGCAAGCCAGUUGCGGUGCAGCAAGGCUGGAGAAUGCCUGAUGAACACUGGAAGCAUAAUGCUAAUAGUGGCUAUCCUGUACACUUGCAUUGAUUGGUGGAUUCACUUCAAAGAUCCCCAAGAAGAGCUGAAACAACUGAUUGGCCCUUUCCUGGCCAUAGUCGCACUUGGUUUCCUAUUCCUAGGUUUCUUCUUGCAUGUGAAGGCUCACGACGAUGGAACACUUAUGGUGCACACCUUCCGAGUUUUACCAUUUUUGCCAAUUACAUCACCGACGCCAGUACUAGUUAAGUCAACUGGUAAAACUCAAGAAGCACGCCAGGCCAAUGGGUCCCAGACUGACAGCUCCGUGAACGACAUUGAUGGAGCACUGCCUCCAUAUGAUCCGGUGUAUCGUGCAAACAGUUUCCCUGUCCCAAUGGAGGUCCGACGAGACGAACACGCAAUAAUCCACUCCAGUCGUCCAGGAUCAGUGGGCCUUCGGAGUCCGGGCUCGGUCCUGGGACUCUGUGGCUUUCAUCUCAAUGUGAGUCAGGAAUUGAUUCAAACAUGGAGUGAAGGGAGAAUUAACCCCUGGGACCCAGCUUUCAAUGGGCUCAGCUAAGAGAUUAUAUGUGUUGAUGGCAGGCUUUUAUAUGCACUGGCCUUUCAAAACUUCAGCUGUUAAAUCAAGGCACCACAGUCAGGAUCUUCACCUUUACAUCUUCAGUGUAUCCAUGCCCGCCCCCCUUUCCAACCUGGCACCUUGUACUUCAUCUACAAACUGUGUGUGUGUGUGUGUGUGUGUGUAAGAAAGAGAAAGAGGGGAUAACGCCUCCAAUGACAGGGCCUGCAACUUUCGCAAACUAUACUGUACAUGUUCUCAGCCAAAGGGCUCUCGUCAGACUGCCACUGGGAGUUUAUAUUCAAUGUGCAGCUUCAGAUUCCCAUGACCAUGGAGCCUUUGGGAGUCGAGCUCUUUUUCAGUGUAUGUGAAGUUAUGCAGAGUACAGCUUAAAAGUAAAUGCACACAAACAUGACGAGAGGCUCGGAAACACGCAUCAUCAUCCCUGAGAUUGUAAUUCCUUUGCGUUUGGAGCUGACAUCUUUGGUGGUCCACGCAAGCUUCUAAAGGAUGGCGAAGGGGGGGGUUGAAAAACAAGGAAAAUCCUGUCCUUCUUCACAGACUCUUGCAACAUGUUGCAUGCAUCCUUUCAUUUCAACAUGCAUGCCAAACCCCAAAGGAUGUUUUUGGCAAAACAGAAAACCGCAGGUCUCGAAUAUGACUGACAUAUAGGAACGUCAAGCUGAGGAAGAAAACAAAUGGUGAGAAAACAAAUGAGUUAAAGCAACAGAUCGCUGUAAAUAACACAAGGUCAAAAAUAGCAAGUCUGGACUUAUUACCCUUAUUUUGCGCAUGACCUUUGUCACGUGGUAUUGCUCACAAUCCGCCAAACACUCCCUGCUGAGACUGUUUGUAUGGAUACAAAGUGACAAAUUAAAGGAAAAACAACUGGUGGAAGUCUUGGAAGUCUGCUGGUGGAAUGGAAUGAUAAAUGUGAAAAGAUGUUCCCUAUCUGGUGCUAACUUGUUGGUCCAAAUAUCUCCCUUAGGUACUCAGACUUGUUGAAAUCUGGUGAUUUCAAAGGCCAAAACACAGGAGUUACAUCAUUUUCAGCCUCAUCAAACCUGUUAAUAACCCUUCGGGAAUUUUCAUCCAGGAGAAGCAAUCACUCCCAUCAGGACCAAAGUUAUUCAUCACAGGAAAAAGAUGAUUGCUCAGGACUUUGUAUUGAUCUGAAGUUACUAUUCCCUCUUAAGGGAACAAGUGGAUGUAACUCAUGGCAGUAAAUUGCCCUGAAGUGGGUAACAGAGACAUCACACUGUACACAAUCACACCAGCAUCUAAGAGUUUCAAUUGUGUGCCAUUUCAGAGCAAUGACAUGCAGUGUCAAAGUAAAGCCAUUCCCAUUUCUUUUACACUGAGAUAAACAUUGCACUUCAUUAUAGAUAAUGUUGACCAGAAGACAUAAAGCUAGACACUCUAAACUCUAAAAAAAUGCCUAAAGAGCAACUGUUUGAGUUGUUUGUGGCUUUUGAUACUGCAUUAGGUAGCUACUGCAGUUCACCAACGACACUUAUGAGUUGGCCCUGCAUCAC